Messenger RNA from Antrostomus carolinensis (chuck-will's-widow), 2595 nucleotides. RefSeq names its product collagen alpha-1(I) chain-like. The record is from RefSeq and is a predicted model, not a curated record. The transcript has 37 exons. Gene Ontology annotation, molecular function: extracellular matrix structural constituent. The annotation marks the transcript as partial. Gene Ontology annotation, cellular component: extracellular matrix. NCBI's taxonomy places the organism in Eukaryota, Metazoa, Chordata, Aves, Caprimulgiformes, Caprimulgidae.
GGUUUUCCUGGCUUGCAGGGCAGCCGUGGCCACACAGGAUCUCCUGGAUCAAUAGGCUCUCUGGGAAAACCUGGACCUGAUGGAGACCCAGGUCCCCUGGGCCCAAAGGGGCUACCUGGGAAGCCUGGCUUGGAGGGGCUACAAGGACCUGUUGGCACCUAUGGCUACCCAGGACCUGCUGGUGACCGUGGGAGGCCGGGACACAGGGGUGACAAGGGAGAAAGGGGAGCCCGAGGUCCUCCAGGAUUUCCAGGAAAAGCUGGUCCCAAGGCCCUGCCAGGUCCCCCUGGUCCCCGAGGUGCUCCUGGCUCCCAGGGCAGAGCAGGAGAACCGGGUCCUCGAGGGCUUCCAGGGCUGCCUGGUGUUCCUGGCACACGGGGACAGGAUGGUGUCCCUGGGAAGCCUGGCUCAGGAGGAGAAAUGGGGGUUCCUGGAGUGGCUGGUGCUUCUGGUCCACCCGGGUACCCGGGUCGGGAAGGCCCAAAUGGACCUGAAGGACCUUCAGGGAUGAGAGGAGAGAAGGGUGGUGCAGGAGAUCCUGGAGAAGUCGGCGUUGGUGGGCUGGAUGGUGAGCAGGGACCACCAGGACCACCAGGAAUGGAGGGUCAGCCAGGGCCCAAGGGUGAGCAGGGAGAGGCAGGACCCUGCGGAGCUCCAGGUGUCAGAGGGGACCUUGGGGAGCCAGGAGAUGAUGGGCCAGAGGGGCCAUCAGGGAGACCUGGGGAGCAUGGAAAGGAGGGUGACACUGGUGAUGCUGGAGACCCAGGUGAGCCAGGACCUCAGGGACAGAAGCAGGGUGAUACUGGCCCCAGGGGCCUUCCUGGAGCACCUGGCCCAGGAGCUUCUACGGGGGAAAUGGGAGGAAAAGGCCAUAAAGGAGAGAAGGGCCAAGAAGGUUUGCUGGGUCAGGUUGGUGUCAUUGGAGCUCUGGGACCUGCUGGAGCCAGAGGACGGUUUGGUGGGAGGGGUCUCCGAGGUCCUCCUGGGCUCGAUGGUCCUGAGGGAGUGAAGGGAGAUCCAGGGCCACGAGGCGUGGAUGGACCUACUGGUGCUGCUGGAUUCGAGGGACUCACUGGAGAUGAUGGAGUCAAGGGAGAGAGUGGCAAACCUGGUCUGAUGGGUGCAGUGGGUGCCCGGGGGCCCAUGGGUGCCCCUGGGCUCCAGGGCUACACUGGGCACGAAGGAGCCAGAGGAGCAGUGGGUGCCAAGGGAGAGCCAGGCCAGCAGGGUCCUCUCGGGCCACCAGGAGAAGCUGGAGCCAUGGGGCUGAGCGGCACCCAGGGCCUGGUGGGUGCAAAAGGGGAACCAGGCAAGCCAGGAAAACCAGGGCAAAUGGGGUCUCCAGGAAAAGCUGGUCCUAAAGGCUGGAAAGGUCGUAAAGGAGAAAAGGGCGAUGUGGGGCGUGAAGGGGAAGAAGGGGUCCCUGGAGAAGCUGGCAGACGGGGCAAGCGAGGCAAGGCGGGCCACCGGCCCCCGAGAGGUCCCCGGGGACACAAGGGCUACCCAGGUGACAAAGGGCUGGAAGGACCUCAGGGCCCCCAAGGACCUUAUGGCAUCCCAGGGCUGAAGGGUGUGAAAGGAAACCCUGGACCCAAAGGACACAAGGGCGAGAAGGGCAGCGUGGGUGACCUGGGCGAGCAAGGGGACGAUGGCUUCAAGGGCAAGCCAGGACCCCAUGGCAUCCCUGGGAGGCCAGGACCCAAGGGACAGCAGGGUGUCACUGGCCCCCCCGGCCCACGGGGACACCCUGGCAUCCCCGGGACACCGGGAUUGUCUGGACCCAAGGGGCUGAAAGGCUUCCCAGGGCUGCCAGGACCCAGGGGCACACCGGGCACACCGGGUCUCGCAGGUCCCCCUGGUCCCCGUGGACCCACGUUGAUGCUGUCCAGGGAGGAGCUGCAGCACCUCAUUUAUCCCUCCAACCACCUGAAUUACACCGCGGUCUGGGCUCUGCUGGACACCCUGAGCCAGGAGCUACAAGCUCUUGUUGAACAUCCCAACGGCACCAAAACCAACCCAGCCACCACCUGCAAGGAGCUGCUGCUGGCUCACCCCAGCCUGCCCAAUGGGCAAUACUACAUUGACCCCAACCAGGGCAGCUACCAGGACGCACUGGUGGCCUUCUGCAACUUCACAGCUGGGGGUGAGACCUGCAUAGCCCCCGUCCACAACCAGGUCCCCAUCAAGGCUUGGCUGAGCACCUACACCUCUGAGGACACCUUUGAGUGGUUCAGCACCCUGCCUGGGGGCUUCCUGCUGGAGUACGGAGGGGCCAGCCCAGUGCAGCUCCGCUUCCUCCGCCUGCACAGCCGCCUGGCCACCCAGAAGGUCUCCUACUCCUGCAGACCAUCCCUGGAGCAGGACCAGCCCCAGCUGGAGAAGGAAAUCCUCUUCCUGGCUGACUCCCGGGAGCAGAGCUAUGCAGCCAGCCUGCGAGGCUGCGUGCUGGACAACGAGUCCUCCAUCACCGACACCAUCUUCCAGUUCACCACGGAGGAGCUCUCCCUGCUGCCCCUGCGGGACCUGGCCGUCUUUCACAACGGUGACACCUCCCACCAGUUUGGUUUCACAGUAGGACCAGUUUGCUUCAGCUGA